AUGAAGGCUGGCAGCAAGUUCAAGAGACUCCCACGUCAGGCCUUCUGCCACUUCUGUGGCGAGCAGAGGCCGGACCUCCUCAUUUGCCAGCGAUGCGAGAUGGUUCAUUACUGUUCUCGGGAACAUCAAAUCGCAGACCACCCUUGCCACAGCACAAACUGCCGACUUGUCGCCAAAUGCAUUAAGGAAGUGUCCGAGGAAGCCGAGCGGCUGCGAAAUCUCGUAUGGGAUAUGGACCCUUAUGGCAAAUUCUUUACCAUCCCAGAGACUCGAAAUUACAUGCGUGCUCAGAUGUCUCUGGGAAGGGUGAUGGGCAGUUUCAACACUCCAUACGCGGUCAACGCACAGCUUGAGCUGCUGCUGAAACUGUGUCGGCUGGCGAGAGAGGAUAAUGGACUGGUCUUGAGGACCGUGAUCCCGGGCUUGAUGUUGCGGCUCGGCAAGGACCAAGAAUGCUACGACUUUUUGAAGUGGUGGGGGACGACGCCCAUACACAGCCCUUGCUUCACCAAUAUUUAUCUGCCAUACCUGGAUCUGAAAGACUCGUAUGCCUACGAGGACUACAGGUGGAUAUUCUCCGGCAGCUCAUUCGAGCUUUCCAUGGUUGUCGCCCUUCUAUUGAUCAAGAUCAGGUUGUUCCUCGAUCUCCAGCUUUUACAGAGAACCUUUUCUCGGUCGGGUACGAACGGAUCCCCUAGCCAGGCCAAGGAUAACCAGCAGGCGCUUGAUAGCUCCAUCGUGGAAACGGCAACUCAAGACACUUGUCAGCAAAUGCCAGCCAUCCAAAAAGCUGCUGAGAAUGGAUCUGUCGAUGCUCAACCCAGAAAUGAAUCCGCAUCCCCGCAGCCCCGAGACCCUCAAAUGAACGCGCAAAAACAUGGUAGCAUGGUUUCAGGCAACGACACCACUGGGACGACCAAAAUCUUCGAACGAGACAAAACCAACGGGACCAAGUCCCAAUUUUUGAAGCCACUUUCCGCUGAUGUUGCCCGAAUUAUUCCAUGCCUCCGCAGCAACAUCGUCAUCAACCAUCUACAGCAAAUCCAGAACUUUGACCACACGCUUCAGAUAGCCCAGUUGGAAAUAGACAUAUCAGAGCUCUACACGAUAAUUAACCAGAUCAACGCGAGGUUCUGGGGGGAUCUUUUGGACCCGAGCAAAGCGCAAAUCGCGAAUACAUAUUGUAUGGAUCCGAGUGGGAUGGCAGAGUCGUUUAGUGUCGUCAAUGUCUCGCAGAAAUCAUGGUAUGAGACUCCAGGGGCAAUCGAGUUGGUAGGUAUGCUCUCCAAGUCAACAGGUUGAUUGACGGACGAGACACAACCGAGAAGCAUCUAUAUGCUGGCUCAGGCGCGAGUCGUUUGUACCUAUUGCCAAUGUCGGGAGCGAAGAUUGGAUAUCCAGUAUACGUAUCCAAAGUAGCGUAUUGGUAACCUGGCUCAUAAUCCUAAUGGUAAUUUGGUUUAUCUGACUGUCGCAACGGGUUGAGUUUUGCCCUUUUUAUGCUUUUGAAAGGACCAGACUGAGCAGCCCCCAC
This is a messenger RNA of Pyricularia oryzae 70-15, 1534 nucleotides long. RefSeq lists its product as uncharacterized. The record is from RefSeq and is a predicted model, not a curated record. The transcript is spliced from 3 exons. NCBI's taxonomy places the organism in Eukaryota, Fungi, Ascomycota, Sordariomycetes, Magnaporthales, Pyriculariaceae. Bases 1 to 1302 code for a protein of 433 amino acids.